AUGUUGAAGGCCGCUAUCCUCUACGCUACGAUUGCUCUAAGUGCAACAGCUGUACCAACUACUAGAAAUCAUGCCGAACGCAACACCGACCUAGAUAUCAAGCUGUCGGUGGCUAAUGGCCUGCUGAGCUCUCCCACGGAUGGUCGCAUUGUACUGAUUUUUGCGCCCAACGGAACCGACCCGCUCGAGGAUACAGAUGUGACUACCUCCAAGAACAAGAUCUAUGGCAAGAACGUGUACCAAUUUGGCCCCAAGACUGCAGUUGUAUUCUCAGACGGAGGCAGCGACGACGCGGAGAGUGGAGUAUUUGGCUGGCCCAACGUUAGUCUUAGCGACGUCGAACCAGGCACUUACAACGUGCAAGGGUUCCUCACCAGAUAUGAGAGGGUGACACGCAGCGAUGGCUCCAUUGUUAACGUUCGAUUCCCCUGCGUCGAUGGCGCACCCAACGUGAAUGGAUUUGGGAGUUUGGUAACAUCUGUUACUAAGGUUGUAGUAUCUGGAGGCUCGCAGAAACUCGAACUUACGUUCAACAAUGUCACGACUGUGGAUGGGUUGACUGGUAAAGAGAUUGGCGGAUGCAAUCAAGGAAACUAUGCCGAUACAGAAAGGCUGAAAUAUGUCAAGAUCCGCAGCAAAAAACUGAGCAAGUUCUGGGGUCGCGACAUGUUCAUAGGCGCCAAUGUCGUGCUACCAGCUGGUUAUAACAACCAGACACGCUACCCUGUCAUCUAUCAUCAGAACCACUGGGCUGGAGCGGAUGGCGCUUAUGGCUACGGCACAAACAAGAAAUUCACAGCGGCUUGGAAUGCUGGAGAAAUUCCAGCCACUAACAAGACAGCAGCUCGUCCAGCCCCAAAGUUCAUCAUGGUCUCCUUCCGACACGAAUCGCCAUACUACGAUGACUCAUUCAAAACGAUCCGUGCACCCUACGCACGCAUCCAAGAUGGAGGUUCUACGGGCGGCUGGGAGUCGGUCGCCAACGUCAUAUACCGACCGGACCUCUUCGGCGCUUGCUUCAGUUCUUAUCCCGACUCCCUGGAUUUUCACCGUCACCAAGAUAUUGAGCUUUACACGGCCUCGAACGCGUACCAGCGUGCAGAUGGCAGCUUUGUGCCUAGCAUCCGUACACAUGUCAACGGCACUGAGGUUGUUGAAGCAACCGUUGCGCAAGAGAACCAUUGGGAACUUAGCUUCGGAACUAGCUCUCGCUCGUUCAACCAGUGGGACGUCUGGAAUGCUGUUUUUGGAGUUCAAGGCUACAACAACUAUCCUUUGGAGCCUUGGGAUAAGGUGACCGGCGAGAUCUAUCAGGAAGCAGUCGAGCACUGGAAGCCUUUUGACCUUUCCAACUACGUCGUCAGCAACUUCAACUCCUCUCGCAAUCUUGGUACCGCACUGGCAGGCCGUAUCUUUGUAUAUGUCGGUACCUGGGAUAAUUACUACCUAAACGAGGGUGUCAUGGAAUUCCAAAAACGAACAGAUGCAGCUGGUGGGUCGGGGUGGGCAAACGUCACAAUCCUACCCGAAAAACCACACGGUGGAAACUACCAGGCACGCGAGACGUGGGAUUAUCUUGAACUCGUCGAGAAGUGGGUUCUUGACCACUCCCCCUCCGGACCUGCACCGCUUUCCCCGUCGUCAAUUGAUCCCUCCACACGUGGGAAUAUUUGGGAUGAUGUCAUCCGAAACGGCGGUCGCAAAGCCGCUGUGAAGCGGCAAGGAGCUCCUAAGAUUGCAACUAAGCAGGCCAAAGUGGGUCAGAAUGUUACGGCAUCCGUUGGACGCUGGGAUCCGGGAGUCAAGCUCACGGCACAAUUUGUUCUUAACAGCAAGCCUGCAUGCGCAGCUUUUAGCGUCCAGCAAUGUGCAACUGUUCAAUACACUCCAACUGCAAAGGGACAUAUCCAGCUUCUUGUUACAGGCCAGAAGAGGAAUUAUGUGACGGAGACGCGGAAGAGCAAUAGUGUGUUAGUCGGCCGAUAG
Molecule: messenger RNA, 1986 nt
Organism: Pyrenophora tritici-repentis Pt-1C-BFP
Lineage: Eukaryota; Fungi; Ascomycota; Dothideomycetes; Pleosporales; Pleosporaceae
Source: RefSeq, a predicted model, not a curated record